Episyrphus balteatus (marmalade hoverfly) is the source of this 1916-nucleotide messenger RNA. Its product is annotated as decapping nuclease DXO homolog. Gene Ontology annotation, cellular component: nucleus; cytosol. The transcript is spliced from 2 exons. Bases 116 to 1267 code for a protein of 383 amino acids. Gene Ontology annotation, molecular function: mRNA 5'-diphosphatase activity. The record is from RefSeq and is a predicted model, not a curated record. Lineage: Eukaryota; Metazoa; Arthropoda; Insecta; Diptera; Syrphidae. Gene Ontology annotation, biological process: nuclear-transcribed mRNA catabolic process; NAD-cap decapping.
ACUUCAUUUGUCAUAUUCUCAUUUAUGGACUGGGGAUGGGCUAGUUUGUCUUCGUGUUUAUUUAUUUUUUAAUACAUAGUUUAUUUCUGUUUAAAUCAACUAAAUUUAAUGAGAAAUGGCUUUUAUAAAAACCAACCUUGUCGGAAAGCUACAGCGAGAUGAUAGGUUGCAGUUUCCCAACAUUGAACAACCACGACCACUUGGAUGCUUCAGUCUCGACACAAAUCGUGAUUACCAAAACACCGCUGAAAACUUUCGCUACUUCCGAAUGCCAUCAAGAUUACCCUUAAACCUAAAUGCCGGCUACGGACAGGCCAAAUCAAAGCCUGAAAACCGCGAAGAAAAAGAACGACUCUAUCCUGUUUUGCAUUUUAUACUUAAUCAUCAAAAUGAACACCUUUCAAAGAAACCUUCCUCGUCCAAUACCAAAGCCGUCGAAGGAUUUGAUUUUAUUGCAUUUCGAGGUUUGCUCCGUGUUGUAAUGUCCACUCCCUAUGAAGCUCGAGAAGACUGGUGCAUCCAAGCAACCAGAUAUAAGGGAAAUAUUUAUCUUUGUGAAAAGGAAACUGAUCAAAAGCGACAUGAACGUUGCAAUCAAGAUGACUAUCAGAAAAGAUGUUGUGCCUAUGGAUUGAAAUUUGAGCAAUAUUGUCUGUCUGAUAGUCCCUAUGAGGAGCCCAUUACAAAUGUCCCCGUAGACGAAUGUGCAGAAUUCCAUUGUGUCUUUAAAACACAAUUUCCUGGUAUGACAUUACUCUAUGGAGCUGAAAUCGAUGGUGCUUUGAGUAAUAAUCUAGUUUUAAAUGUUGAGAACAAAGAUAUUUUGAGUUCAUUGAGAUUUAUGGAACUUAAGUGUUCACUUCGUCCGACUAAUGAACGACAAUAUCAAAACUUUCGCAGAUUUAAGUGCAGGAACUGGUGGUGCCAGUGUUUUCUGGCUGGAAUUAAUGAUAUCAUGAUUGGCUAUAGGAAUGAAAGUGGUUUCGUUGAUGAAAUUAUACACAUGGAAACAAGGUGUUUGCCUCAGUUAGGAGCGAACUUUUGGGAUCCAUCACAAUGCGCGAAUUUUCUUAUAAAAUUCUUAAACAUGGUCAAACGGGAAAUGAAAAAUUUAGACUGUCCUCAUACAGUCUAUGAGUUUUAUUUUAACCCUCGAUCAAGAGCAAUCGGAUAUCGCAUUUAUGCUGGCAAAUCUUCAAAUUCAUUUUUACCUGAUUGGUAUGUGACGGUGUUGGAAAACCGAUUCGCGGAUGUACCAAAAAUUUAAAGUGCAAUAUUUAAAAGAAAAAUUUUAUCCAAUUAAACUAUAAGUUUUAUAGGUACUCUAUUGGCCACUUGAAAAGUUAAAACCGUUUAAUGUUCAACAAUAUUGAAUUUUUUUUUGUCACAAGAACCAAAAUAUACUUUAAUAGACGUUGUUAGGGUGCUUAACUCGAAUCGAAAUAUAUUACUUUUAUUGCAAGAGAUAUCUUAAGUAUCAGUUAAAAAGCCAAAGACAAACUUAACUUAAUCUAAAGUGCAAGUCACUGCUCACAAAAUUUAUGCCGCAAGAACCAAAAUAUUAUUUCCUCCACUGUAUUAAGGAAAUCAUGCUUCUUCUUCAGCACCAAAUUUCUUUGGAAUAUAUUGUUGCAAAAAACAGGUAGAAGGAUUUGAGCACAAGUAGUUUUUUCUCAACGCACUCUCACUAUAUCAAGUGAAUGAGGAAAAAUUAAGACUUGGGGUUUCAUUCUUCCCGACAUAAUUAAAAAAAUUAGUGAUACAAAAUUGUGAAAUCGGCCCUUAACCACAUUCAAACAAUUUGAGAACCAAUGGAUAAAUUGUUAAAAUUGUAUAUAUUUAAGACACCCACAUGCAUUACGACUAAUUUCAGCCAAACAAAAUUUAAGAUGAAACAAAUCCGCGCUUCCAGUAUU